AUUUUGUUACCAUGGGAAUGUUCAAAUAGAGCCUGCGCAAAAUACAGUAAAAUGGCGACUGCUGUUUUGUUGAUUCUCUUUGUCGACGGGCAGCUAGCACGAUGGUGAACAUCCCCAAGACGCGGAGGACUCAUUGUCCUGCCGCGAAAUGCAAGAAGCACACGCUUCAUAAGGUCACCCAGUACAAGAAGGGAAAGGAUUCCCUCUUUGCUCAGGGUAAGCGUCGUUAUGACCGAAAGCAGCGUGGAUUCGGUGGACAGACUAAGCCAGUCUUCCACAAGAAGGCUAAGACCACCAAGAAGAUUGUGCUGAAGUUGGAAUGCACCGUGUGCAAGCAGCGCCGUCAGCUUCCCAUCAAGCGUUGCAAGCAUUUCGAGCUUGGAGGUGACAAGAAGAGAAAGGGCCAGAUGAUCCAGUUCUAAAUGUUCCGUCAAAUACAGACUUUGAAAGACAA
Molecule: messenger RNA, 454 nt
Organism: Sycon ciliatum
Lineage: Eukaryota; Metazoa; Porifera; Calcarea; Leucosolenida; Sycettidae
Exons: 5
Coding region: 102-422 (106 amino acids)
Biological process (GO): translation
Cellular component (GO): ribosome; cytosolic large ribosomal subunit
Molecular function (GO): structural constituent of ribosome
Source: RefSeq, a predicted model, not a curated record